Molecule: messenger RNA, 4839 nt
Organism: Sabethes cyaneus
Lineage: Eukaryota; Metazoa; Arthropoda; Insecta; Diptera; Culicidae
Product: rho GTPase-activating protein gacF
Exons: 4
Coding region: 1074-3866 (930 amino acids)
Source: RefSeq, a predicted model, not a curated record
GGAAGGAAAAUUAUAUUGCCCUGGACGAUUAAUCGUGCGAUUUGUAAUCGCAUUUGUUGUGUAGUAAAAUAUCUUCAAUCAGAAGUAGAGAAAAGUUGGUUUAUUAUUCCACAUAGUAAUUUUCUUUGCCUUCGAUCAGAUCUGUCGUAGUUCCAGUGCGUGUAUGCAGCCGAAAGUGUUUUCCCGUUUUUUUCUACCAUCUUCCUCUUUCUCUUCGGAUAGUGUAUGAUGGUGGCGCAGGAAGUGUAAAUCUUGGCUAGCAGCAGUAGUAAAAUAAAGUGCCGCGAUUUGCAUGCAUUUUUCACUUUGCGAAUGUUAUUUCCAAAGGCUAUUUUAAGAAAACGGAGAUUUUACGAAGUGCGUUCUUGACAGAAUAAUAAGGAACUCCUUUAACGGGAGUUUGUGAAAAAUUUUCAUUUUUUACUGUCAAGUAUAGUGUUCAGCCGUAGGUGCAACAGCAACGGCAUUGGAUGUGAAGGAGGAAGCAGCAGAAAAUUUCUGACUGACAGUACAGAAAGAGUGUAAGAAAAAGAGUUCGCGGAGCACCCCUAAAAAAAAGAAGUCAACCUUGCUGGCAGAACAAAAAGAAAACGAACAGAAAACGCGAUCAUCUUGCAGUCGAAGUGAGAUAAAGAAAAGUUUUUAUAACUUUUAUUUUACACUACUUUUGCACUUUCGAAUUAAUAAAUUCAAUUAAAAAAAGCUUAUUUUUCAUACACCGCUUUGUAAUUUAAUGUUUGACUCUGCAAAUUAGCGAGUAUAAGUCGGAAAACGAGAAAACUGCAAACUGCUUAAUUUUUUCGCAUUUGAAUGACGGUGUAUGCUACUUGGUGUGCUUAAGCAUUCGAAUGUGUUUGUGCGGAUUACUAGUCCGUAUGCGGCACCAAAAAGCCGAGAAAAAGGCAGCCAAGAGCCGUUGAAAUCUUGAAAUUUGAUAACGCAAGGAUCCUGUUGACCCAAACAGUGCUUGAAGUAAUUUUGGUUUAAAAUACCAAGAACGACAACAGCUGUAGUAACAAGAAAUACAGAACAAAGCCCCUUUGGCCCGGUUGUCAUCAAAUGUACUGCUGGAAAUGAUUAAUACAAAGGACGAAGUCGUAAACUGGUUCAAAGAGUUACAGAGCUAUAACCGGAUAGAUACGAUGUGCACCUUACUCAACAUGUGCCUUCCAUUCGAAUUACGCUUCCUGGGGACUUGCCUGGAAGAACUUGGUAGACGUGAUGCUCCGGAAUUGCGUGGAAUCGAACUUCGAGUGAAUAAUCCGAUGGAGUUCAUUUCGGAUAUCGCAUCCUGCCAAAGCGGAGAACCCACGGAUCGGAAAAAUCGACGAAAAAUGGCCCUCUUUCUGGCACUCAUAAGAGCGUGUAAUCAUACCUGCGUUAAUGAAUUAUUCAAAACGCUUGAAGGCUGGGGCACCAGAGACUUUGCGAGGCUCUUCGACGAAGAAGUUUUGCAGGAACUGUUGCUGGUAUACACAAUGGCCACAAACCAUCCUGUUUUCUCGUUUGAACAACGCAUGAAAUGUGCAGAUAUUUUCAAUAACCUUAAGACUUGUGAAUUGAAACCGACGGGCCAGCAAGAGACGGAAAAUUUAGCGACUUCGACUCCCCCACCUAGUGCGGGAACGCCGCUAGGAAUACCGCCCCCUUCUCAACAGCAGCAGCAACAACAACCACAACAUCCUGCUCCACAUCAACAACCGCAGCAACAGAUUCAAAUGCAAAUUCCAAUGCCACCCCAGCAAGGUCCGAUUCCGAUCCCGGGUUUUCCGCAGCCGGCGUUGGCACAGAUGAUUCCCGGUGAUGGUAGCAUGCCGACACAUAUGACAGUUGAAGGCCUACAGCAGAUGCAGAUGCAGAUACCUCAGGACUUUACUAUGCCACCACCGUCGACUGUACCGCCGCACUGGACUUUACGUAAUCCGCUGUUCCAGGUGGGACUAGAUACGUCUUUUCCACCGCCAUCUUCUUCGCCCCAUCUGAGCAAUCCAUCGUCGCCGAUUCACAGUCGUACGGCAAGCCCGACAAGAAUCCCAGCCAGCAGUGUGCAGCAUCGUAUCAGUCGGAAUCAACAGCCAACACCAGUGGAGCAACAGCAAACUCAGCGUCAGCAUCAGCACCAGCAGGAUCACCGAGAACGGGAGGUUCAACAACAGUCCCAGCAGCAGCAGUUAAAAACAGUCGAUGAGUCGGUGCUGCUGGGCGUUGACCAAACCAUGGCUUUGAACCAGUUGCAGCAGUUACGGAAUGGCUAUCGUCCCAGUCACAAUACUCUGCCUCGUCAAUCCAACAAACAGAGCUACGUCAACCAGAUUCAGUAUCAUCACCAGCAGCAACAACAGGCCCAUCAGCAGCAACAACAACAGCAGCAACAGCAGCAAACAGGCUUCCAUGGCACUAACACCGGAAUGGGGUUGUCCUAUGCGCUGAAUAACAUAAGUCUGAUUGAUCUGACUCAGAAAUCUAGUAGUGAUUCAGGCAGCUCGGCUGGGGACAUUUCCCCUCCUGAGACACCAGGCUUGAAUGUGGCACCUUCGAACAACGUUAGCGGACUGAUCCGAAGCAGAUCAUCGAACAUGGGCAGGAUCAAUGGUCGCCCGGACAAGCCGCAGCAAUUAGGUACUGGUACUGUGAUAUAUACUCAGACAGCAGCGCAGCAGCAGGUUCAGUCUCAGCAGCAGCAGUUCGUCGGCGGUAGUAACGACAUAAUGGUAACAUCCGCUACACAAAAUUUAAUUAGUAAUAGUAAUAAUAAUAACAAUACUAUGAAUAAUAGCAAUGGAAAUAACAAUAGCGUAGUGUCGAGCGCUGUAUUAUUAGGAGCCCCGACGCCAACGGCCGGCGGUACAAACAUUGUUUUGAGCUCGCAGCCUCAGUUUACUGCUCCCUAUCCAUAUCAUACGGCGCAUUUGGCUGCGACACGACCUCUUAUUUCAGCCCAUACGGCGACAGGUCUACCGCCGGGAACCGCAUUCCGACCGCCAGCUGCGUAUCCAACGAUGCAGCACAAUGGAGAGAUCCUCUAUCCGUACACGGCCCAAGUUGGUGGAGGCGCAACUAUAACUUUUCUGCCCCCAAACGCUGCAGCGCCGGUAGCUGCUAGUACACAGACCCUUCAAACGAUUCGGUCAGUUCCAUCCUCCCAGCCGCCACCACCAACCCAACAGCAAAUUCAAUCACCACAUCCACAACCUCCGCUAAUACAACAGAAAGUGCCCACAGCUUAUACGCCACCAGCCGCCAUUGGUGCGGUACCACCCCCGCAUCCGCCAAGCGCUACUACUCCAACAGGAAUGUAUUGCGCAAUGUCCUGUUUUAACUGCGGUUCCCAAAAACAUACCGGACUAGAUUGUCAGGAAGCCUCUAUGGAGGAUGUGACGAGAAACUCAGUCUACAAGCUAGACUACAAUGCUGCAAUUGCCGCAGCCGCCGCCGCUGCCGCUGCCGCCGGUGUCGGGGUGUCGGGGACAUCCCAACCAAACAGCGUCGCAUUGGUCACAGGCACAGCCGUAAUUGCACCGUCAUCGUCAACAUCACCGCCCUCAUCCGUUUCGGUUGCGUCCCUGCCGUCAUCUGCGGUGUUGUCUUCUGGCGCUUCUUCAGCGGCGUCGUCGUCAUCAUCGUCUUCGUCAUCCUCUUCUUCAUCGUCUUCGUCCUCUUCUUCUUCUCUAGCGUCCUCCUCGGUUGCGUCCUCGACGGCGACACUGCCACUACCGCUACCACCACACCAACAGCCACAGCACGGACCUAAUCUUAUUAGCAGUAGCAGUAGUAAUAAUAGCUCGCUAGAUGCCCCUACUUCUGUAUCAACACAAACAAUAAAUAAUCAAACCGAUAGCAGUAGUAGUAGCACUAUCAGUAAAUGAUUAUCAAUCUAAAAUAAUCUUCAGAAAAAGAAACAAAAAAAAAACAACACAUAUUCUAUAAGAUAAAAAACUAAUUAAAGGUAACUAGUGAGUAUACUCUCCAAAAAAAAGGAUUAAAAUCUAAAAAGUUAUAGCAAACGAAAAACACACAUACAUUCAUCUUAAAACUGAUAACAGAUUAAGAGACGAGGGAACACAACGGAAUGAUUUUACUAUUAUGAUUAUUAUCCAAAUCUGUGUAGAACAAAAAAAAAUGGAAAAGAUACUAGCAAAUCGCCGAGAAAGUAGCUCUGGAGGCACGCUCCUACCACCAAACACACGACACAACAGAAAAUUGUCCAGGCAACGAUCACGUUUUUGCAAGCAGAAACAAUUUGUUUUGUUCAAUGCGUUGUCAUUGAGUGCCAUUUUCUUAGGUUUGUUUUGAGCAAACAAACAAACAAAAAACAAUUUCUUAUCGUGAUAGUGAGCAUCGAAACGAAAUUAGCAGUUGGUGGCACAGGCGAAAGGCGCGAAAUUUUCUCGAAGCAAAGCUUCCUAUCAAUUUACACAACCCAAACGGCAAAAAGGUAGGAGCAUUAGGCAGAGAUGAAAGUGGGCAUCUUAUUGAUUAAGAUCAUUAUGCGCCAGAUAGCUACUUUGGAAUCCGGUACGCGGCCUCGAGGUGUUUUGUUUGUGUUCGCCCUAAUUUAGGACAAGCCGGAUAACAUGUACUCAAAAUAUUUAUUUUGCCGCAUAUAUUUUUUUCGUUUAGAUUUUGCCAAUAUAGCUAUCAUUUCGAAAGCUUUUUUUGUUUCGUGCAGUUUUCGGUUUUUAAGAUAAUUACUUAUUAUCACUAGACGAUAAGGACUACCCGCUCUGCGGGUAGGUAAAAAAGAAUGUAGAAGAUCAAGUUUAAUAGUAAUCGAACACACACUUUUUAAAGUUUAUUUAAAACAUAGUUAUGAUUUAAUGUAAUACAGUGUAAAUGUAC